AUCGAUGAUCUCAGGAUUGCUUACUUUAGUCUGUUGAUCGGCUCAUGGCGCUGCUCUGUCAGUCGCUGUAAUGACACAAUAGGAGUGUGUAUCGUUGCCUAGUGACCGGAGUGAACAUGGGCCGCCACUCCUCAGACAGUGAGGACAACAGUCGAAGCCGGAGGAAGAGGAGAACGAAACAGCGCUCUUCCUCCUCCAGCUCCACUGAAAGCAGAGUGACCAGCCGCAGCAAACACUCCCGGAGACGCACUCGCUCCAGAGACCGAAACAGAGUCACAGACAGGAGACGCAGAAAGCGCUCCAACAGCAGCUCUUCCAGAGGGUCCGUUCACAGGAGGCGGAGCCGAAGCGCAGAUAAGGGGCGGAGCCACAGGUCACACAGAUCUCAAUCCCGCAGUCGAAAUAGGAGGUCUCGUUCCCGUCACCGAAAGUCUCGCAGUGGCAGCAGUGGCCGGUCCAGCCGGAAGCGUAGUCGCAGCAGAGAACGAGAUCAUGGCCAGCGCAGGACCCGAGACAAAGACAGGACACGAGACAGAACUAAAGACAAAGAGGCCGACAGAGCCAAAGACAAGGACAAACAAAGGGAAACCGGAAACAUCAAAGCUGGAUUAGAACAUCUGACUCCUGCAGAACAGGCCAAAGCUCGACUCCAGCUGGUGCUUCAAGCCGCAGCCAAAACUGAUGAAGUGCUGAAAGCAAAGGAAAAUAUUAAAGAAGAAAAGACAAUAAAGGAGGAAGAGGAAUUAUCUCUCGCGGAGCAGGUGAGGAGGAUAAAGGAUAUCGAGGCCAUUGAGGAGGACUCCUUUGUUCCUCAGGCUUUCAAAUCAUCUCGGGACGCCACCAAGGUGACUGAAGCUUCAGAGAUCAAGACAGAGGCCGAGACUAUGAAGGAGGAAGUCGCCGUUCUGCCCAUCUCCAUCACAUACAACGACACCAACAGCCUGGCUCACCCCAACUUGUUCAUGGAUAAAGAGGAGGCCGAGAGGUUGUGGUUGAACAGACUGGUUUCUCUGCGUCAGGAGAGGCUCAUGGGAAGUCCGGUGUCCUGAUGACAUCCAAACCAAUGCGGAUGUGAAGAUAGUUUCAGCCUCUGGAACUCCUACAUCUCUCAGAAAGGAGCAAGUGCGCCUCCUGCUGGUUUCCACGGGACAUAUCUUCCAAAAGUGAAUUUCAGCAUGUGCUUUUUCUGAAUCUGUGCUGGUUUGUUAGUUUUCCUUUAUAAUAACUGAUAAUGAUAGUAGAUUUAGGGGUUAUUUACACAUACUUUGUCCUCUACACAUGCUCUUUUUUUUCUCUCCAGUUUUAAGCAGCCAUCCUUCUCAUCAACAUAAAUGUAUGACAAUUGUAUGUAGCGUGUGCUAGUUUUUUUGUUUUAUCCUUUUAAAUAAAUGAUCUUGUUGUAA
Messenger RNA from Rhinichthys klamathensis goyatoka, 1403 nucleotides. RefSeq names its product arginine/serine-rich coiled-coil 1 (gene rsrc1). The record is from RefSeq and is a predicted model, not a curated record. Lineage: Eukaryota; Metazoa; Chordata; Actinopteri; Cypriniformes; Leuciscidae. Gene Ontology annotation, biological process: alternative mRNA splicing, via spliceosome. Gene Ontology annotation, cellular component: cytoplasm; nucleus. The transcript is spliced from 10 exons. Bases 117 to 1049 code for a protein of 310 amino acids.